AUGAAUAACUAUGAAAGUAAACUAAAUUACGAUAGUCCUUGUGACUCCGAUAACGAUUGGACUAUUUCUACUGGUGGCUCAAAAUAUUCAGAUUCUGAAAGUUCUGUGCCUGAAUGGGAUUCUGAUGUUGCAGAGGAUGAUCAUCAACUAGAAAAUCCACUAAAGAUGGCCUUCAACAUAUAUAAGAAGUAUAAUUCAUUCAAGAACCUUCCUGAAUACACAUUACUAUCUGGCGCAGGAAGGAAAAGAUUCUGGAAUCUUGUGAAAGAACAAAUGCCUCCUAAAGAAGCUCUUGCAGUAGCAUCACGAGGCAAGAUUGAAAAAAUGUUAGAGCUACAAAAUAGUGGACAGCUGAAGAGCACUGCGCAGAAACGGAAUAUUCAAAACCAUCUUCAAUUUACCAUACCUAAAAAGAUUAAAAAAACUAAAAAUAUAGAAACGAAAGAUCAGGCUAAUAAUGCUCCUAACCCAGUCAAUGUUCAAACUCAAAAGAUUUCUAAAUCUUCUGAAUCAGAAAACCAAGACAAGCCUAAAUCCAAACUUGUGUCACUCGUUGAAAUCCACAACACUCAGCUCAUGUCAGAUGAAGAAAUUAAUAUGGUACAUGAAGCCCUUCUCCUAGAAAUUGCUAAAGGUGAAGCAGGCAAAGGCCCUAGAUUUUGUGGAUUUUUCAAUAAAAAAGGUUUUAUACUAGUUUUAUGUGAAAAUCAUGACAGCCAGGAAUGGCUUGUGAAGACAAUUGAGAAAAUCAAACCCUGGCCAGAAGCAAAACUCUUUUUAAAAUUAAAAAAUAGAACAUUGAAUGCUACUACUUUUUUGCCUGGCCAAGAAGCUGACACUGUAGAAAAAGCUCUAAAACUACUGCAGAUACAAAAUAAAGGACUAAAUACUGGAGAGUGGAUAGUCCUAAAUGAAAGAGAAUUUCAAGGAGGCAGAGUAGUAACAUUUUCCAUAGACCGAUACUCCUUUGAGGCCCUUAAGGUUAGCAAGUUUAAAGCCCUUCUUGGUUUCAGAAAUGUUUUUUUCAAAAUCACGAAUCCACAAUCACAAGAGGUGUCCCAGCCUAACAAUGUUAUAGAAGGAACAUUUAAAGAGGAGGCUUCUGCUGAAAGUGAGAUAAACAGUGAAGUCAAGCAAGAAGUGAAUUUGAAUAAUGGAAGCCCUGUUAAGGAACAAGUUCAGGAACCAAAUCAGGAUGAAAUCAAGCCAUCUGAACCGGAAGUCAAAAAUCAGGAACAACAAAAUCAAGAAAUACAACUGCCUGAGCCAUGGAGGAUAUUUAAGGUUUUAAAAGCACAUAAACAAAAAAAUGCUGACUUUGGUGUCAAAAGAGAUUAUGAUGGCAUGUUAUCAUCAAAUGCUUAUGCAAACAGAAAUCCAGCUAAUGAUGACAAACAUAUUGUUAUUCAGGUCAGCAAAAACAUGAUAUUUAACAGCGAAAAAAAUUGCCAAGUUGAAAAAUUGUUUGGCAUAAGUUUAGAAACACACCCAGAUGGCAAAACAUUAAUGGUUUCUGAUUUUUUAACUGAGGCUAGACCUAUAUAUGUGCAGAAAAUAAAAAAGGGAUAUUAUUUGAAUAAAAUCAAUGGCAUAGUGGUCACCUCUCACAACUUAAACAGUAUUCUACAACGAGUUAUUGAAGACCCUAAUCACCCAAAAUUAACCUUUGAAAUACCUACAGAAGAAGAUAAUGUAGAUGUCGAAAGACUAUUAAAGACUAAUAAUGUUCCUGAGACUUUAUUGACAAUAUUACUAAAAGAUUCAUCAUGCUCAGUCUUAUACAUAUGUUGUAAUGACAUAGAAUAUAAUAGCAAUGAUGAUAAAGGAGUCCUUUACUGUUUUCCAAGACCUUUUAAUCAAAACUUUUUAUACAAUACUAGAGGAGCAUAUGUAACAUUAAAUCAUCUUGCCCUGAAGUCUUUGGGGACUAGUGAACCAACAAGCUCCACUGUGCUGCAUAAUAGUACCCUUAUAAAUGUCACUUACACUUCCCAUCACAACGAUUUACUAUUGAUUGCUUUCCCAAACAAAGAAGUGGACUUAUUUGCAGCUAAAAAAAUAAUGGCUGAUGUCGUAAGACUUCUAGAAUUUUUAUAUGGGUCAAUAAAAUCCUGUUUUACAAAGCCAAACAAUGUAGAAAAAUUAGAUAGCUUGUUUACUCGUAUUUUCGUUACAUCGAUAUUCAAUAAAGCUAGUAAGGACAGUGGCAGUAAGAAACCGGGGUACAUUUUUGAGGAUUUGUUAGCGGCUCAUUCAGUCAUUUUGCCACUGGAGGUGAAGGUGCAAAUUGAUGACGCUGUUACUGAGUUGGAAGCAGCUGACUAUAGAGAAUGGACUGACGAUGUGGAAAAUUAUCAAAGAUUGUACACUGUCAUGGGAUCGUGCUUAUAUUAUUCUGGACAUCUGCUUAGUUCCCAUCUGCAGGAUGAAGAUUUCAAAGAGAUUAAUGCAUACUUGAAAUUGAACGGUGUACUCAAACUAAGUGCCGAAAAAGAAAUAGAAAAGCUAGUUAUGUGGAAAGAAGUAUUUAUUUAUGAACAUAGAAACCAGAAUAAAAGCACCGGAUGUGAAUAUAAAAUUUCAGAUGGCCGCUGGUUUAUCCUUACGGUCGGUAAAGGGCAUUUUAUAUUAACUACUCUAAUGGAAGCUGGAGGUUGCACGGAAGAUGCCGUCGGCGUAACACCGCCUUCUCCAUUUUACGUAGAAGAGUGCGAGAGCUGUCUAGAAUUAUUAUAUGAUGUUGGACUAAACAAAUACUUAGCGUCAUGGUUCUGUUCCAAUACACAACCGCAAGUAGAGACCACUCCUGAAUAUUUGACGAAGUAUGGUAGAAAAGUAAGGGAUAAUAGCUCAUUAAAGCUGGACUCCACCUUAAAGUCUUCAACUCUCAGACUGUCGAAGCCGCAAAUAGAUAAGCGUCGCCACAAUUCUUCUGAUCAAAUCAACAUGGGAUCAAUUACAACUGAACUGAACUCUCUUACUAACUACGAUAGUCAUCACAGUUUAUACACUCAGUCCUAUAACAAUGCACAGAAGUAUAGACACUCCAGUUUGGAUGUAAGUUAUUCAGAAGACUCGAAUAGCUUGAAAAGUAACAGCGAAAUAAGUGAAGACCGCGUUCAAGGUAGACGGGCUGACAGAGAACAAAAGAAUCGUCGUGACUCGUCUGGUUCCGAGUCCGAUUGGGAGAGACUGGAUGGGAGCAGAACGAGCAGUAACGUUGAUAUGUCAGACAUCAGGAAGUCAUUAUUGAAUGACAUAAACCAUGUUACUGUGCAAAGAAUCACAGCUGGGGAUGAAAAUGUAUUAUUCCAUUUUGUAGAGUUGGAAUCCGAAAAAGGAAUUCUGAUAGCUCCUGUUAAAAAUAUAGAAAUUCAGGCUAAUAACGUACUUUAUUCAUAUAUAAUUAAAACGUUCCGAUCUGCUUGUAAACGGAUUCAUGAACUGCUACAACAUAGCAUCAGGUUCAAAAAAAACCACGCUCCAUCAAAUCCUUUAAAUAAAAUCUUAGUCGCCGUGAAAGAGCAUGGCAUGUUAUUUCAAGUGCCUCCAGAUAUUUUAACUCAAUGUGGUGUUAGCAAGAAAAUGACGGCGCCGUAUCAAUUUUGGGUUGUUGGGCGAGUUUUCAGCGAACCGGAGCCCAGGGAAUUUUAUUUGUGUUAUCACGAGUCUGUACCACAAGAUCUCACCGAAGUGGCAUACAUGUUGUCUUAUUUGGAAUAA
Arctia plantaginis is the source of this 3723-nucleotide messenger RNA. The record is from the annotation of a GenBank genome assembly. Lineage: Eukaryota; Metazoa; Arthropoda; Insecta; Lepidoptera; Erebidae.